AUGCUAUCCAAAGCCCCAGCAAAGCGACCAAGUACCCAAGAGAUCAUGCAACAUCCAUGGCUUACAAACAAUCCCACCAUUCCCGACGCUCAACCCAACGCAUCUCAUCCUCCUCCUCCUGGUCCCUUUCAAUUACAAUCUCAAUCCCCACCGGACCGACACAUGCCCUCGCAAUUGCACCUCCAUCCCAAUCCACAUCCACAUCGGGCGUCCACGGGUGAUCCAAGCACCCCGAUUGAAUCACGGUUGACCGAUCUGACCGCAACGAGUCUGUGUUGCCCCGGUCACGGUCUGAACAAUGUCCUCGAUGGUGCUGCACCGUAUUGGAGGCAUCCAUCAUUGACCGUUCAACCGCCUUCCGUGUGCAACGGUUCGACCGCGAUGAUGUCCAAUUCGGCUCCAGACGGAGAGAUCGGAAAUCUGGACGACUUGGUGUUACUAGUCAUGGAAUCGUUGGGAAUGAAACGAUCCCAAAUACUGGAGUCACUGGAACGGCGGGCGUACGACCAUCUUAUGGCCACUUAUCUCCUGCUGGGUGAGAAACUUCGACGGCAUCGCCACAAUCUCCCUUUCAGUUCUUCUGUCAAAUCCAAUCUCUGUCCUCCUCAAACUGUGUGUGAACUUGAUACCCUGUCCCCGGUGAAUAGACCUCCUGUGGGCGUGGACGUUGGCCGCGCGAAAUACAGUCGCAUGGACAGAUCCGUGGAUGUCCGGUGUCCCUUGUCCGAAACGGAGUUCGUUUCGGCCAGUGUUCUAUCCGCAAGUGUACCGAACACAGAACGACGUGAAGAUGAGGCUGAUGAGUCUUACCGCGAGAGGAAAUGGCCCGCAGCUGAAUAUCGUUCGAAUCAGCCCGGUUCUCGUUUCACAACUCCAUGGUCUCAAAAUCCGGAUUUUACUACUACUCUUCCCUCAACUCUUCCGACCGCAGACACUCUGUUGUCCGGUCCCCGUUUUCAAUCCUAUACGGAUUCAUCCCAUCCUGCCUCCUAUUUGCGCCCUCCGCAACUGACCGAAACUCGGAUGGAAGACGGCGAGGAUGCCGAGGGUGAGACCGGUAUCCGAUCUGGCCCAUCGCAACAUACCAACACACACCACAGUUCCUCUGCCUGUCUGUCACUUUCCGCAGUAUCGGAUUUGCCUGUAACCACAGCGAUCGCUACCAACCCACUCGACUCCCGACUUUGUACUUUGAAUUUACCGGGCCAGAUUCUCUCACCAGAUCCGCAGAACGUAGUGUCCUUACCAAUACCUUCAACAAACGCACAUAAUCCCCUAUUGUCCGACUCUGGUGCUCAGCAGCAUCGAAUUCAGCGCUUAUCCGCCUCCUAUGCCGGACCGAAGAUCGCACGACCGAUCGGGUUCAUUUAUCGAUCGACCGAAUGGCUCAGCCGCAACAAGGGACCUGGUUCUUGCCCGGCUAACCCGAGCGAGAAAUUACACCUUGUUUACAGCCGCAAGUCUUAG
Messenger RNA from Echinostoma caproni, 1467 nucleotides. The record is from the annotation of a GenBank genome assembly. Lineage: Eukaryota; Metazoa; Platyhelminthes; Trematoda; Plagiorchiida; Echinostomatidae.